Messenger RNA from Oncorhynchus nerka (sockeye salmon), 7022 nucleotides. RefSeq names its product glucocorticoid receptor-like. Gene Ontology annotation, biological process: regulation of transcription by RNA polymerase II; nuclear receptor-mediated steroid hormone signaling pathway. The transcript is spliced from 6 exons. Gene Ontology annotation, molecular function: estrogen response element binding; nuclear receptor activity. Gene Ontology annotation, cellular component: nucleus; chromatin. The record is from RefSeq and is a predicted model, not a curated record. Lineage: Eukaryota; Metazoa; Chordata; Actinopteri; Salmoniformes; Salmonidae. Bases 509 to 1399 code for a protein of 296 amino acids.
AACCUGGAAGGUACACUCUUUUACCUUGUUUUAUUGUCUCAUGGCAGGGAUGAACCUGGAAGGUACACUCUUUUACCUUGUUUUAUUGUCUCAUGGCAGGGAUGAACCUGGAAGGUACACUCUUUUACCUUGUUUUAUUGUCUCAUGGCAGGGAUGAACCUGGAAGGUACACUCUUUUACCUUGUUUUAUUGUCUCAUGGCAGGGAUGAACCUGGAAGGUACACUCUUUUACCUUGUUUUAUUGUCUCAUGGCAGGGAUGAACCUGGAAGGUACACUCUUUUACCUUGUUUUAUUGUCUCAUGGCAGAGAUGAACCUGGAAGGUACACUCUUUUACCUUGUUUUAUUGUCUCAUGGCAGGGAUGAACCUGGAAGGUACACUCUUUUACCUUGUUUUAUUGUCUCAUGGCAGGGAUGAACCUGGAAGGUACACUCUUUUACCUUGUUUUAUUGUCUCAUGGCAGAGAUGAACCUGGAAGGUACACUCUUUUACCUUCUUUUAUUGUCUCAUGGCAGGGAUGAACCUGGAAGCUCGUAAAACCAAGAAGCUGAACCGUUUAAAGGGGGUGCAGCAGCCCACCAUGGCCGAGCUGACCCCCCGUCCGCUCCCAGAGGCCAGGUCGCUGGUCCCCAAGUCCAUGCCCCAGCUCACCCCCACCAUGCUGUCUCUACUAAAGGCCAUCGAGCCAGACACCAUCUACUCUGGCUACGACGGCACCCUGCCAGACACCUCCACACGCAUCAUGACCACCCUCAACAGGCUGGGGGGACGACAGGUGGUAUCAGCCGUCAAGUGGGCUAAGUCUUUGCCAGGGUUCCGGAACCUUCACCUGGACGACCAGAUGACUCUGCUGCAGUGUUCCUGGUUGUUCCUCAUGUCCUUCGGCCUGGGCUGGAGGUCCUACCAACAGUGUGACGGGAACAUGCUCUGCUUCGCUCCAGACCUCGUCAUCAACCAGGACCGUAUGAAGCUACCCUACAUGGCAGACCAGUGUGAACAGAUGUUGAAGAUCUCCAGUGAGUUUGUCAGACUGCAGGUGUCUCAUGACGAGUAUCUGUGUAUGAAGGUUCUGCUGCUGCUCAGCACCGUGCCAAAGGAUGGUCUGAAGAGUCAGGCAGUGUUUGAUGAGAUCAGGAUGUCCUACAUCAAGGAGUUGGGGAAGGCCAUCGUCAAGAGAGAGGAAAACUCCAGCCAGAACUGGCAACGCUUCUACCAGCUCACCAAGCUUCUUGACUCCAUGCACGAGAUGGUUGGUGGGCUGCUCAACUUCUGCUUCUACACGUUCGUCAACAAGUCUCUGUCGGUGGAGUUCCCAGAGAUGUUAGCAGAGAUCAUCAGCAACCAGUUACCAAAAUUCAAAGCCGGGAGCGUCAAGCCCCUCCUCUUCCACCAGAAAUGACUGUGUGGUGCUUCCGCCACCAAGACACAAUGCCUUAAAAUCCCCUCACCUUUCCCCUGACAGAGGGAGACCGGGAAGAAGAGAGGACAGAAGAGGAGAUGCUGUUUUGGGAGAAAGUAUACAAAGUACAAGGGUUUGGGGAUUUGGGGAUGAAACAUGGAGGAGGAAGGAGAGAUUUGUCAAGAGGCAGACGACGAGAGGGAAAGAGCACAGAGUUUUUUUUUGUUUCGUUUAACAUCUAUGAUCCAGUAUGCAGUAUAACAGUAGAAAUAAAUGUCUUAAGUUUAAAGAUAAUCAAGGAUUGAAAUAAACUAACCAUGUUUUCUCAGGUGUAUCACCCUCAGAAUUUAACAAUAUCUAGAUUAAACAAGUAUCUUAUGUACAGAUUAUUAAGAUGCUAUUUUUUACAGCCACAGGUUUAUACAGUUUAUUAUACAGGUCAUUUCUUACCUCAGCAAAGGUAACACUAUAACUCUUGUGAUGUUUUCCCACAGGUUUAGCUACUGGGUAUUCCUCUACCUACUGUCGUGUUUAGAACCUGGUUGUAACAGAGUUGAUUAUCAAGUCACAUGACAUAAAACAUCUCGUUUUGUUUCGUAACUGUCUUUACAAAAGCAUGUUUGCAUAGCUUUUUAUUUUUAAUUUUUAAGUCAGGCAUAACAUUAUGAAAUAGUUUUUUUUGUUGUAAUGUAAGCGUACAGUACACAAUUCACAGACCUAUCUUUGUCUACGUUUAGUCGACACGCUGGCUGCCAGGUUUACACACACACACACACACACACACCGUCGAUCAGAAAAAAGGGAGAGAAAAAAAUAUGUGCCUUUUUAGUGUCUGAUUUUAGCCGUUCUCUGACUGUCCGAGGAUGUUCUUCCUUCACCAUCACGGUUGACCCUCGGUGUAUGUGAUUGUUGUUUUCUUCCUGUUACAUGCAGUUUCAGUCAGUUUUCCUUUUUAAAAUGGCUGCCGUGUUUGUCUGUUGCUAUUGCAGCUCGGUUAUGGAUUCUCAAUGUGAGAUCAAUCGAUCUAAUAAUACUCCCAAUCUACAUACAGUAUUCCAUUCCUGAUCUCUUGUUCACGUCUCUAUUUUAAAUACUAUUUUAGCACUAUACCCCCCCUCUCUACUAAACUGAGAGAAUGUGAAAGUAAGUAGUAGAAAAUAUAUCUUUAACUCUAUUGGAUGUUUGUAAAAGGAAGCUAUUAAUUGUCACCAUUGAACUUGUUAUUUUUGUCAGCAAAAUGUAACUGGGUCUUUAACUAGGCAAGUCAGUUAAGAACAAAUUCUUAUUUACAAUGAUGGCCUACUGGGGAACGCACAACAGAUUUUUACCUUGUCAGCUCGGGGAUUCGAUCCAGCAACCUCUUGGUUAAUGGCCCAUCGCUCUAACCACUAGGCUACCUGCUGGUUACUGGCCCAACGCUCUAACCACUAGGCUACCUGCUGGUUACUGGCCCAACGCUCUAACCACUAGCCUACCUGCUGGUUACUGGCCCAUCGCUCUAACCACUAGGCUACCUGCUGGUUACUGGCCCAUCGCUCUAACCACUAGGCUACCUGCUGGUUACUGGCCCAACGCUCUAACCACUAGGCAACCUCUUGGUUACUGGCCCAACGCUCUAACCACUAGGCUACCUGCUGGUUACUGGCCCAUCGCUCUAACCACUAGGCUACCUGCUGGUUACUGGCCCAACGCUCUAACCACUAGGCAACCUCUUGGUUACUGGCCCAUCGCUCUAACCACUAGGCUACCUGCUGGUUACUAGCCCAACGCUCUAACCACUAGGCUACCUGCUGGUUACUGGCCCAACGCUCUAACCACUAGGCUACCUGCUGGUUACUGGCCCAACGCUCUAACCACUAGGCUACCUGCUGGUUACUGGCCCAACGCUCUAACCACUAGGCUACCUGCUGGUUACUGGCCCAUCGCUCUAACCACUAGGCUACCUGCUGGUUACUGGCCCAACGCUCUAACCACUAGGCUACCUGCUGGUUACUGGCCCAUCGCUCUAACCACUAGGCUACCUGCUGGUUACUGGCCCAACGCUCUAACCACUAGGCUACCUGCUGGUUACUGGCCCAACGCUCUAACCACUAGGCUACCUGCUGGUUACUGGCCCAACGCUCUAACCACUAGGCUACCUGCUGGUUACUGGCCCAUCGCUCUAACCACUAGGCUACCUGCUGGUUACUGGCCCAACGCUCUAACCACUAGGCAACCUCUUGGUUACUGGCCCAUCGCUCUAACCACUAGGCUACCUGCUGGUUACUGGCCCAACGCUCUAACCACUAGGCUACCUGCUGGUUACUGGCCCAACGCUCUAACCACUAGGCUACCUGCUGGUUACUGGCCCAACGCUCUAACCACUAGGCUACCUGCUGGUUACUGGCCCAACGCUCUAACCACUAGGCUACCUGCUGGUUACUGGCCCAACGCUCUAACCACUAGGCUACCUGCUGGUUACUGGCCCAUCGCUCUAACCACUGUCGUCAGUCAGUGAACUUCUUCCUGUUGCUUUUGUUUUAACUGUUGUUUUGCUAGUCGUUUUUUUGCCCAUUGUCAUUGUUGGAAUGUGUCGGAGAGAGAUGCGUCAGCCAAUCAAAAAUAGAGAGUUUGAGAACGCAUCGGCGGCCCCAAAACCAGGCUGCUUGCUAUGGUUUCCCUAACCGUAAUAUUUAAUGGGAGUAUGGCAGUUCUUGAAUUUAGUUGUACAGUAGUUCUUGGUCACUUUAGGAAAGGCAGAGGGCUUCAGUGUUUGACCCUCAAUACUCUAUAUGCUGCAUUCUGUAUGAACACAGAUGUGUUUGAAUGGAUAGUAGAGGGGUAUGUGAAUGAAACAUGGCUAACUUGUCACUAUUGAUCCCUAAAGAGUCACUUAUAUUCUGGCAACAGUGACAUGUCACUGACAUAUCAGACAAUUUGACCAUUUUACGAGACAAACCAGCGAUACACAGGGGGUUCCGGAGAACUGCCACUGAUGGACCGUGGUCUAGGACAACCUCUUACCCACCGAGGCACCUUGCUUACAUCUUAGCUCUUUGUGUGUGUUUUACUAAAAACGUUUUCCAGUAAAGCACUUAGUACUAACAUCCUUCUCUGUCAUCUUGUGUUUUGCACUCAAACUGUGUGUCGUCCCAAAUGACACCCUUGUUCCCUUUGUAGUGUCUUACUUAUGACCAGAGGAGGGCUCUGGUCCAAAGUAGUGCACGAAAUAGGGAAUAAGGUGCCAUUUGGGAUGUAGCUUUGUUGAUGGAGGGCAUAGCUCUCCAUCUUCUGUCCUCUGGGAGUUUCAGUGCCAAACUUGAACUUUCUCUUUUUUUCAGGUUUGGAAAACAGUCCUCGUUUUAACAGUUGUCAGUGUUUAUUUCAGAAAAAGAUGAGGGAGAGAAAAAAAACUACUUAAAGCGCUUAUGUCCACUGUGGAUUGAGUGAAUUAUUACAGAAACUAAAAAGGUGAACUAUUGACCUUUUUUAGUGUUUUCAUCCACACUAGAGAUUCCCUCGCAUAAAUAUAGAUAGCAGGUUGACCCUUUAAGUCUAACAAACCCUUUCUAUACACAUGUACUUAGUUUAAUGAGUCCAACAUGAAUUUGUAAUAUUUUAUGAUUUUGUCAUCAUGUUGUCACCAAAAACAUUUUCCUGCUUUGUCAUUCAUGUUUUGCUUCUGUGCAGAUUUUUUGUUCUUUCUCCCGUGAAACACAAACCAACCCAGGUAUCAAAAUGAAUGUGAAUCUCUGUACUAGGUCAGGCGGGGAUGACUUAAGUCCUAGAGGGAGGGCAUAGUGUCUGCUGGUCCUGGAGGGAGGGCGUAGUGUCUGCUGGUCCUAGAGGGAGGGCAUAGUGUGCUGGUCCUGGAGGGAGGGCAUAGUGUCUGCUGGUCCUGGAGGGAGGGCAUAGUGUCUGCUGGUCCUGGAGGGAGGGCAUAGUGUCUGCUGGUCCUGGAGGGAGGGCAUAGUGUCUGCUGGUCCUGGAGGGAGGGCAUAGUGUCUGCUGGUCCUGGAGGGAGGGCAUAGUGUCUGCUGGUCCUGGAGGGAGGGCAUAGUGUCUGCUGGUUACUUUUCUUAACUCCUGGCACGUAUUUAAUCCAUUAAUUUUACUAGUUGCUCUGAGAGGGCAACAUACCUGGUUAAAUUCAGUCACUGGUUUAAAGGAAGAGACAAAAAACCAGGAGACAUUCUAAAAAUGUAUGGUGAUGCCGCAGGGGAGGGGAAUUUGAGAGAAUUGUUAACCCGAGACCUGAAGCGAUUUUGAAUAGUUGGGGUGUGUUCCAACUUCUCACCGAACUGGCAUUAAAAAUACAAUGCUAGUUAUUUGUUUGCCGUCAUUGGUCUAUUUACGUGUUGGAAAAAAUGACUAUUUUAUUAUUUUCAUACACUAUGCCAACAUCUAAUAAAAAACUAUACAUUAGUGAUUCUUAAGAACAACUAUACCAUACUCAGGUUGUUGUCAUUGGUUACACAUGUAUGUGGAUGGAACCGUUUAAAACCAAAAACAUUCGGUUUUGAUUCCCAACAUUGUGUGUUUUUGUGACAUUCAUUAAUUAACAGUCAGGUUAAAUAAAAGCUCACCUGGCCAUUCAGGUAAGUUAGUUUCAUACUGGACAUGCCAAAGUCAUUUGAUGUUCUCACUACUUGGUUAGCCAUUGUUAGCUUCCCAAUCUAUCCUAAAGGAAAAUAUUUGAUUUUCUUUCAAUGGUGGUACAAACAUAGUUGAGCAAAACCAGCAAACUAGUUCUCCCGAUCUAAACAGCUUCUGGAUUACUUUCUGCUGUUGCCUUUCAUAUAACAAGUAUGAAACCACAAACUACUCACCUCUCCUUAUCCAAAAAAUGUAUUGGUCUCUGUGAAAUUGUAUCAUACAGUACAUUUUUGACAAGGAAAUCUGAAAAUAUGCAAUACGAAUUACAAAUACAUGACUUACUUGUUGCUCUAAACAAGAGAAUAUGGACGUGUACUAUGUAAUUUCUUUUUUUUCUUUUACAAUAUAAGCUAUUUUAGACAGAAAAUGUUCACUUCAGUGAGCUAUUCUCUGUAUUUCUCUGCAGGACAGAUUUUCAGGAAACCUUUCAAUAGUGUCAAUAUAUACCAUUUAUUUAGACAACACAGUUCCACUAUAUGACAUUUUUCUAUCAGGUGGCCAAAGCAAAGUUCAGCAUAUUUUCCUGUCGUUUUAGUGGCUCGUGGAACGACAGACGUGCAGGGCUUUUCUGUUUCAUAACACAUUUUAUAUUUUCUUUUUUUUGUAUAGCUUUGGUCAAAUGUUGUGUACUAAUAUUAUGAAUAUAGUAGUCAGUCAAAAAGUUCACAAAUCAACCAGUUUGAACCUAACAAUUUCCUUUGCCCCAAAAUAUUGUUUUUGAAUUUCUAUUUUGUAUAAAACAUAUGCAGCCAUGAACUUCUGAAGGUAUUAUCAAGGGCAGAACGAUGAUUAUUCACUGGUAAUAUGCUGUUCUCCGAAGCUUAUUUGUUUUGCUUGUACACAAAUUAUGUACAUAUAAUCCAAAGUAAAGCAAAAACAAUUUGUUGUAUUUCUCCCACAAAUAAUAAUAGUUUUCUAUAUCCUGUGUAUUAUUGCUAAUCUGUAGGUCAUGUUGAUGCUUUUCCUUCCAUUAAAUGUUGGAACUACG